Messenger RNA from Zasmidium cellare ATCC 36951, 699 nucleotides. Its product is annotated as glycosyltransferase family 8 protein. Gene Ontology annotation, molecular function: glycosyltransferase activity. NCBI's taxonomy places the organism in Eukaryota, Fungi, Ascomycota, Dothideomycetes, Mycosphaerellales, Mycosphaerellaceae. Bases 1 to 699 code for a protein of 232 amino acids. The record is from RefSeq and is a predicted model, not a curated record. The transcript has 3 exons.
AUGCUGCAUCCAGCGGAAUGGAGUGCGAGCGCCGAAGAUCAAGCUGCAAAGUUGAUCCGCAAAGUGCGAGAUGACUAUAGUGUUCAACUCGCACCCAUCCACGUUCAGCACCUCGACGCCUUCAAUCAAACCCAAUUCAGACGCGUGCUGAGCCUGGACUCGGAUGCGACCGUCAUGAAGAGCAUGGACGAGUUGUUUCUCCUUCCUUCAGCACCCGUGGCGAUGCCUCGAGCUUACUGGCUUGACGACACGCUAUCCUCACAACUGAUGCUGGUCGAGCCAUCGCUCUUCGAGUUUCGACGAAUCCUAAACGCCUUCGAACAGCGUCAAUCGACCGACUUCGACAUGGAGAUUGUGAACGAGCUGUACGGAAACGAUUGCAUCACCAUUCCUCACCGGAAGUACGACCUGCUCACAGGCGAGUUCCGAGCGACGGAGCACCAUCGGUAUCUCGGCUCGAAAGAAGAGAAAUGGGAUCCGGAGCAAGUCUUGAACGAAACGAAGUUCGUACACUUCUCUGACUGGCCACUUCCGAAACCUUGGCUGCCACACAGUGAGGAGCAAGAGCUGGAUUUUCGUCCAGAAUGCCGUCAGACAGAAGAAGGCGAGGACUGCCGUGAUCGUGACGUGUGGUUGGGUCUGUAUUCGGAUUUUGCGGAGAGAAGAGAGCCUUGGCUAAUGUUCAUUGGGUGCAGAUGA